AUGGUUGCCAUCCCAAGCACAGCAGCCGUUCUCAUCACAUGGCCUCUGCUCUUUGCUCAAACAAACGCGUUCUGGCGACUGCUAUGCGACAAUCCAGUCACAGUCGGACGUUAUGAUCCCAUCGUCAGCCCAGGCGGUGUCGCUGGCCACGUACAUACCGUGUCGGGUGGGUCGGGCUUCAGCAUGUCUUCAACAUACGAGGACCUGCGUGCAUCUUCCUGUACAUCUUGUCAAAUAAAACAAGACAAGUCAGCAUACUGGAUUCCGAACCUUUAUUAUCAGGGUGCCAACAAUGGCACAUUCGAGGAAGUGAGCACCAUUGGCGGCAUGACUGUGUAUUAUCUUCAGCGUGGCAAGAACAUUCAACAAAUGCAACCAGGAGAGGUCAAAUCUUUUCCGCCAGGCUUCCAGAUGCUUGCAGGCAACCCAGCACUGCGCUCAGCAGGCAACUCCCUCGAGCAACAGGCCAUCAACUUCGUGUGCCUCGAUUAUGCAGCAGGAUCGUCCUCAUCUCUUGGCUUGCCCACAAAGAACUGUCCCCAAGGUCUGCGAGCGCAAGUGGUGUUCCCUUCUUGUUGGGAUGGUGUCAACUUGGACUCGGCUAAUCACAAGUCUCACAUGGCUUAUCCAGAUGCAGUCUCCUCUGGUACAUGUCCCGCGAGUCACCCUGUCCGUCUCGUCACAGUCUUCCUCGAAGUCACCUUUGAAGUCGAUCAAUUUGCAAGCCGUUGGUAUCCUGGCAGGCCUCAACCAUUUGUCUUUGCACAGGGUGACGCAACAGGCUACGGCCUACAUGGUGACUUCCAGAAUGGUUGGGACCCAGCCUUUUUACAGCAAGCAAUCGAUACAUGCACCAGCAGCUCUGGCCAGAUGCAAGAUUGUCCGCUUUUCGACCUUCAGUAUGGCCAGCAGUGCCAUGUCACACCUCAAGUCAACGAGCUCGUCAAUGGUGCUCCAUUGGCCAAGCUUCCUGGGUGCAAUCCCGUCACUUUCUCGGCAGAGUCGAAAGCGGCAUGCACAGAGGCUUUGCCAGAGGUUUGGAACACAACAGCUCAGUACCUUGGUCUCACUGCACCGCCAACUUCCAACUUUUUGUCAAAUCAGCCUCAGACACGGCCAUCUUACAACAAAUGGCAGUUCCUCGGUUGUUAUGAGGACUCAUGGGCACGAACACUUCCUAAUGCUGUUGGCGUUGUCGGCGAUGUUUCUGUCUCAUCGUGCUUGGAUGCUUGCAAGUCGUCGGGCUACAAUUACGGCGGUAUGGAGGCCGGGCAAGAGUGCUGGUGUUCGAAUGUGGCACCCAGCGCAAAGCUGCUGACUUAUGCGAGCUGUGGGGCUACCUGCAAGGGCAACUCGAGCGAACUCUGCGGCGGCGGUUGGGCGUUGUCUAUCUACAACGACACGAGCGCUGUAGCGCCAGUGAUCCCGCUGACUUCCACCGACCUCUCCUCGCUCUUCAAUGGCUGCUACCAGGACAACCCAAACCGCAUCAUGCAGCAGCGUAUGUCCUCCAACUUUACUGUCGAUGGCUGUCCCAAUGUACCGCAAACUGUUGCUGCAUGUGCACUCUCGUGUGCUGCAUCUGGCUUCACACAAGCUGGUGUGGAGUAUGGUGGCGAGUGCUCUUGUGGUCCUCUUGCUGCUCGGUCUGUGCGUGUUGCCGACUCUGAGUGCUCCAUGUACUGCAAUGGUGAUGCGACCUCUUCGACCUUUUGUGGUGCUGGUUACCGCUUGCAGCUGUACAAAUUGCCAGCACCACCUGCCCUGCUCAGCUCUGCUGCUCCAUCAAUAACAGCGAUUCUUGUUUCAAGCAGCUCU
Protomyces lactucae-debilis is the source of this 1818-nucleotide messenger RNA. RefSeq lists its product as uncharacterized. The annotation marks the transcript as partial. Lineage: Eukaryota; Fungi; Ascomycota; Taphrinomycetes; Taphrinales; Protomycetaceae. The transcript has 2 exons. The record is from RefSeq and is a predicted model, not a curated record.